GAAGCCUUAGAAGGAAGUGCUGAGGGUUCACGCCUAAUGGCGGCCCAAGGUGCCUCCAUCUUGGGAGUGGUAGGGUCUACAGUCGCAAAAGAAAGUUCCUGAAAAACGCCCGGGAACACCAGGUGGGUUUGGGUGGGAGGAGAAAAAGGGGAUGAACACGUGACUCUCAUGUACCCUCCCCCACCAUCCAGCCGCUCGACUCUGCUCCACCCCGUUGGAACCGCCCCUCCACCGCGGCAUCAACCAAUGAGAGCUGGGGAGCAGAACGCGGCGGUUUCCAUGGGAGCGCGGAAAGGAGGAGGGGAGGAGGUUACCUAGCAAUUGGGAGAUGCUCCGUGGCCCAGCCAAACGGUUGGAAAGUGCUUUCCCAGAGCCGGAGGAACCCGAACUUACGGGAUCCUGGACAGAGGCGAUUCCUAGUCGCUCCCCUAUCUCCCAGGAGCCUUUGGCCCCAACCCAAUCAUGACGUCUCCCCUGUGCUGGGCGGCCGCCACCAACGCCGUGCCUGCUCAGGACCAGAUUUCCACUUCUUCCAAGGCCAAGGGCAGUCAAGAUCAAGCCAAACGCCACCACCCUAGAGGCAAGGGCACCGCACAGGCCUGGCCCCCACUCUAUUCUAAGAAGGGCCCCGUCCAUGCCAGCGCGGGGAAGUCCUCUGUGCACACUCAGCAGGUGACUGAGUUACAAAAGAAGAUACAACUAUUAGAGAGUGAUCGGAAGGCCUUUUAUGAGAGCACCCAGUGGAACAUCAAGAAGAAUCAGGAAACCAUCAACCAGCUACAUGAUGAGACUAGGGUGCUGCAACUACAGCUGACGGACCUGCUUCAGGGAGAUGAAAAAGUGAUCCAGGCAUUGAUUCGGGAAUGGAAGUCAGAGAAGCCAUACCUGAAGAACAGGACAGGCCAGCAGGCCCUGGAGCACCUGAACUACCGGCUGUAUGAGAAGGUGAAGCAGCAAAAUGCUCUGCGGCACCAGGUGGGAUUACAGCAGAAGUGGCUGGAGGAGCUCCAGCUGCAGUACAACCUGCGAGAGCUGGAGAUGGCAGAAACACAAGAUGGCAACACUGAGGUGGCUAAGACCUUGCGUAACUUGGAGAACCGUCUGGAGAAGGCCCGGAUGAAGGCGGAGGAGGCGGAACACAUCACUAGUGUGUACCUGCAACUCAAGGCCUAUCUACAGGAAGAGAGCCUUCACUUGGAGACCCAUCUGGACUCCAUGGAGGCUGAGGUGGUGAAGACAAAACACGAGCUGGAGGAACUACAUGUGGUGAACCAGGAGGCGCUCAAUGCCCGGGACAUUGCCAAGAAUCAGCUGCAAUAUCUCGAGGAGACUGUAUUCCGAGAGCGCAAGAAUCGCGAGAGGUACAUAACUGAGUUCAAGAAACUCGCAGAGGAGAGGAAACUGCAGAAUGAACGCAUGGAGCGCAAGACCCAGCGAGAGAACCUGCUGCUGCAGUCUGAUGAUACGACCCAGGACAGUCUGCGGGCCAAGGAAGAGGAGCUGCAGCUGCGCUGGAGCAUGUACCAGAUGGAGGUUCUCUUCGGCAAGGUCAAGGAUGCCACCGGUGUGGCCGAAGCACAUGCGGUGGUGAGGCGGUUCCUGGCGCAGGGUGACACCUUCACGCAGUUAGAGUCACUCAAGAGAGAGAACAUGCAGCUGCUGCUGACGCUGAAGCAAGAGAAGCAGCGGCUGCAGCAGGAGCUUGAAGACCUCAAGUACUCCGGGGAGGCCAUGCUGCUGAGUGAACAGAAGCAGCAGGCCGAGUUGCAGAGUAGCCUCAAUGCAGAGGAGCAGCGGAGGGCUGAAGCCCAGGGCCGGAUGGAGCAGGCCACACGGGCAAUGCAAAUGCUGAAGGAGGGCCUGGAGCACCUGGCCAGCAAGCUGGACCACAUCACUGUGGACAGCCAGGAGUCUGGUCUCUCCACUGCUAAAGAGCUGGAUCCCAAGGCAGGUGAUUAUUUGCCAAACCUGCUGGGCCUCGUGGAGGAAAAGCUGCUGAAGCUGCAGGCGCAACUCGUGAGCCACGACAUUCCGGAGAUGCUGCGCCACAUCGUGAAUCACGAGUUUUACUCCAGCCUAGAGGGAAAGCUGCCCACAUACAACACCCGCAUCACCCUGCCCCUUGCCAGUUCCAAGGACAAAUUCUUUGAUGAAGAGGAAACCGAGGACGAAGACAAUGACGUGGUGACUCGCUCGGAGCUCAAGGUCCGUUCCCAGAAAUUAAUGGAAUCUCGCACUAAGAGGCGCAGUCGCUCUCGGAAGUCCUAGAUUCGAUUUCGUGCCCGCCUCAGGGCUCCUGCGGAGCUCCCAACCCCUCUGGGCUCGGCCACCCGCCCUCGGGACCCUUUCAAGGGCUCAUCACUCCCGGGACAAGGGAGCGGAGCCGGCCAUCGGCGCCCAGAAUAAAUAUCCCCUGGCUGCCGAGCCGACCUCCGAAUCACGAA
Molecule: messenger RNA, 2444 nt
Organism: Molossus molossus (Pallas's mastiff bat)
Lineage: Eukaryota; Metazoa; Chordata; Mammalia; Chiroptera; Molossidae
Gene: ODAD3
Product: outer dynein arm docking complex subunit 3
Exons: 13
Coding region: 463-2268 (601 amino acids)
Biological process (GO): cilium movement; outer dynein arm assembly
Cellular component (GO): cilium
Source: RefSeq, a predicted model, not a curated record